Sceloporus undulatus (fence lizard) is the source of this 4156-nucleotide messenger RNA. RefSeq names its product peroxisomal biogenesis factor 1 (gene PEX1). Bases 105 to 3941 code for a protein of 1278 amino acids. Lineage: Eukaryota; Metazoa; Chordata; Lepidosauria; Squamata; Phrynosomatidae. The transcript is spliced from 24 exons. The record is from RefSeq and is a predicted model, not a curated record. Gene Ontology annotation, molecular function: ATP binding; ATP hydrolysis activity. Gene Ontology annotation, cellular component: peroxisome; peroxisomal membrane; cytosol. Gene Ontology annotation, biological process: protein import into peroxisome matrix.
GAACCCAACUACCGGGCCCCAACCUCCCCAGCCAAUCACAGGCGAAGGACAGAAAAGUGGGCCGUGCGGAUGGGAACCCUGAGGCGGGUUGCAGGUGGUCCGCCAUGUGGGGGGCGGGUGGGCCUGGAGUGGCCGCGGCCAGCGUCUCCCUGAUCGGCGCCCGGGACUGCUUCCUGCACCUGCCGCCUGGCUUGGUUUCCAGCCUCCGUCUGCAGCAGGAUCAAGCUGUGAAAACUUCCUGGGACAAUCAGACCAUAUUCCUGGGCUGGACAGAAAUUCGGCAUUGUCAUCAAUAUGGUGGCAACAUUGUCGAAAUAAACAGACAGCUAGCAGAAAAACUUGGCAUCAGCGAUGGGCAACAGAUAUUCCUCGAGCCCUGUUCUCAAGUUUUGUCCUGUCAGCAAGUAGAAGUGGAACCCCUCUCAGCAGAUGAUUGGGAGAUAUUGGAGCUACAUGCUUUCUCACUUGAAAGCCACCUUCUUGAUCAAAUUCGAAUAGUGUUUCCCAAUGCUAUCUUCCCAGUGUGGGUUGAACAGCACACUUGUAUUUAUAUCCAGAUUGUUACUCUAAAACCAGCUGCUCUUUAUGGAAGACUUGAAGCUCGGACAGAGCUUUUCAUACGGCCUAAAUUGCGUGAACAUGGAGAAUGCCCUGCCAUGGUUCCUUCUGAAAAAAAUGACAUUUUACAGGACAUUGUUUCUAAAACCAAGUUAGAAACAAGAGGAACUACCAAAGAAAUAGGUGUCAAAGAAACUAAUUUAAGUAUGGGAGUUCAAGAGCAAAAGCCAGAGACAAAAGCAUCACUGAGUGCAAAUGUCCUUCCAAACAUAUGGAAUUUAAUUGGGAGUAUUUUCUCUUAUUCUUCAGACAAGAAACAAGAGGCUUCAUGUGGUACUGAUCAAUUGGAUUCUGUCAAAGACAGCCUGUUAAACUUGAUUCAUAUGGAUUCUAUAUUCAGAGUAUGUUACAUUCAGCCCCCCAGCAUACAAACUACACUGGCAGCAUCUCCACUUCAGAACUACAACACUAUUCAUGUUUUUCCAUGGCACCUAGAAUUCCCUCCAUUAGACACCAAUGUCAAAAUAUCUUAUGGAAGGAUGAGUAAAUUGCUUUCUCCAAGACAACAGCACCAAGAGUCAAAGCAGAAUCUACUGUCAAACAAAGAAAAGCAGAUGAUCAAUGCAGAAGAUCAAAAACAAUCCAGCCUCAGUAAAAGUCAAGAAUCCAAUGAAAUUUCUGUUGUACAAAUAGUAUGGAGUGGAUUUGAGGAUCUAAAGAGCGCCAUAAUGUGCAAUACCAACCUGGAGCAAAUACAUAUCGGGAGAGUUUGGAUACCUGAAAAGUUGAGAAAGAAACUACAAAUAGAAAUGCAUGCAGCUGUCAGAAUUACCUCAGUGAAUUCAGACCCUAAAAUUCCAACAUCUCUAAAACUACAUACCGAAAAGACUUUAAAUGAAGAUGUUAGUGAAGAUGACAUUAAAAAGGCCUUAACAUUGUGGCUACAGGAUUACAUCAAAUUUCCCUUGAUAAUAGGACACACAAGCUAUAUACAACUAGCUCUUAAAGAUGGUAUGGAAGAUUUUGUCCUCAGUGUAGUCACCUCUGAAGAGGAAAAGGCAAAAGACACUUUCAUCUUAAAUCCUAGCUUGCUGCAGAAGACAAAUAUACAAGUUUUGGUAAAUCCUGUGACUUCGGUAGCUAAUGAUGGUAGUGAACAACCUUUUGAAAAGCAUCUUCCAUGGUUCAAUCUGAACUGUUUAGGAGGAGUAAAGAAUCUAGGCGCCGCCUCUUUCAGAUACCUAUCACACAGCCUUUUGGGCCGCCCACUGUCUCAGAAGCUAGCCCCCUUAUCUGCAGGACUACGCAGUGGAGGUAUUUUAAUUACUGGAGCAAGGGGAAGCGGCAAGUCAACUAUAGCAAAGGCUAUUUGCAAAGAAGCAUACGAUAAACUGGAUUCUCAUGUGGAAAUAGUUGAUUGCAAAGCUUUAAGAGGAAAAAGGUUAGAAAAUAUACGGAAAAAACUGGAAGAAGCUUUUCAAGAGGCAAGGUGGAGACAACCAUCUGUUGUUCUGUUUGAUGACCUUGAUCACAUAGUUGGGGUUCCUCUUGCUCCAGAGCAUGAGAACAGUCCUGAAGUAGUUCAGAGUACUCGCCUUGCUCAUGUCUUGAAAGAUAUCAUAAAAGAAGUUAUUUCCACAUGCAGCUUGAUUGCACUCAUCACCACAAGCCUGUCUGAACAGUCACUAAAUUCUUCCAUUGUUUCUGCACAAGGAUUUCACAUAUUUCAGUGUUUCCAGCAUAUUCACUCUCCAGAUCAGGGACAAAGAUAUGAAAUAUUUAAAUCCAUAAUAAAAAAUAAGUUUGACUCAGAAAUAGAAAGAUUCUGUGAUCUGGAUCUCCAUCUAAUUGCAAAGGAAACAGAAGGAUUUGUAGCUAGAGAUUUGACAAUGUUAGUUGAUCGUGCCAUACAUUCAAGUGUUUCUAGCCAGGAAACAUGUAAAAAAGACGAUUUGAUUCUGUCAACAAAAGACUUCCAAAAAGCUUUACAAGAUUUCACUCCAGCAUCUCUAAGAAAUAUUAACCUCCAUAAACCUCAGGACUUCGGCUGGGAUCGGAUCGGUGGCCUUAAGGAGAUACAGCAAGUACUUACAGAUACUAUCCAGUUACCUGCAAAGUAUCCAGAAUUAUUUGCAAACUUACCCAUACGACAGAGAACUGGAAUCUUACUAUAUGGAGCUCCAGGAACAGGAAAAACAUUACUUGCGGGUGUAGUUGCUCGAGAGAGUGGAAUGAAUUUUAUCAGCAUCAAGGGACCAGAACUUCUCAGCAAAUAUAUUGGAGCCAGUGAACAAGCAGUUCGAGAUAUAUUUAACAGAGCACAGGCAGCCAAGCCCUGCAUACUAUUCUUUGAUGAAUUUGAUUCUCUUGCUCCUCGGCGAGGUCAUGAUAACACUGGUGUAACUGACCGAGUAGUUAAUCAGCUGCUGACUCAGCUAGAUGGAAUAGAAAGCUUAGAAGGCGUUUAUGUACUGGCAGCCACUAGUCGUCCUGAUUUGAUUGACCCUGCUUUACUGAGACCUGGUCGAUUAGAUAAAUGUCUGUAUUGUCCACCUCCUGAUCAGGCUUCACGAUUUGAAAUUUUAAAGGCACUGAGUCAUUCUCUCCCUCUGGCACAUGAUGUAGAUUUUAAAGAUGUGGCAACAAAAACUGAGAAUUUCACAGGGGCAGACCUCAAAGCUUUAUUGUAUAAUGCCCAGCUAGAGGCAGUGCAUGCUAAUUUGGGUUCAUCUUUGCCACAGGACACAGGUUCUAGCUCAGAUAGUGAUCUCAGUUUAUCUUCAAUGGUUUUCUUAAACCAAAGCAGUGGGUCAGAUGAUUCUGCAGGAGAUGGAGAAGGAGGCUUGGAACAAUCCUUAGUUUCCCUCGAGAUGUGUGAGCUGCUUCCUGAAGAUCCAAGGUCCAACAUAUAUCGUCUUUACUUUGGCAGCUCCUACGAAUCAGAGCUUGGCAAUGGAACUGCUUCAGAAAUGAGUUCUCAGUGUUUCUCGGGACCAAAUUCCAUCAGUCAUGAUCUAACCAGUAUCUCCCUGAAAGAUUUAGUAUCCUCUCAGGCCCCACUGUUAAGAACAACUUUACAGGAAGGUUAUCAAGAACUGAAUCAAGAACAGAUAGAGCAACUCAAGGCUGAAAUAAACACUAUCAAGACCAACUACAGGAGCAAAAAUGGAGAGGAAGUCACUCCCAGCUCAUCAGUACUAAACAAGAGAACUGUAAACAUUACUCAGAUUCACCUAAUGACUGCACUUGCAAAUACAAAACCAUCUGUUAGUCAAGAUGACUGGAAACAUUUUGCUGAACUCUAUGAGAAUUUUCGAAAUCCAAAGAGGAAAGGACCCAGUGGAGCAACUAUCAAACCAGGACAAAAAGUGACAUUAGCUUAGCUGCUGUUGAUAUUGUGGUUAUUAUGAUCACCGAGAAAUUUCAUAGCAAAGAGUACAUUGCUAAAUCAUACGAAAAUUUAUACCUCUGGGUAUGUUAACACUAUGACAACAAAUAAUAGAUUUCUUUGAAAUUAAUUGUUGUAAAUUAUUUUAUAUAAUUUUAGUAUUCAAAUUAUGUCUUCAUGAAUACCUACAUUAAAAUCUUUGAGACACUA